AUGGACGACCAAAACAAUUUUGGCGCGCAGUCGACUCUAUCGAUGCCCGCCGAGUCGAUACCUGUCGAGUCAAUACCUAUCGAGUCGAUACCCGUCGAGUCGAUGCCAUUUGAGUCGAUGUUCAUCAAGUCGAUACCUAUUGACCUAACAUCUACGCCUGCGACUAACUGGGACAAUCAAAGCCAGCUUAUCCUGUCCUUCGAGUCGAUGCCCAUCGAGUCGAUACCUGUCGACCUAACAUGUGCGCCUACGACCAUUAGCGACGAGGGCGUCAAACUGCAGUUUGACCCCAAAGUGAUCGAAAAAAAGUAUAUCGAAGAGCGCGACAAACGCCUUCGCGAUGAUGGUAUCGACCAGUAUGUGCGUUUGGAUCAAGAGAGACAAUCAGAUCUAUAUGCAGGUUCACCUAGUCCUCGGGACCCUAUUAAGAAAGAAGUUGACUUCCUAAUCAUGGGAGGUGGGUGGGGUGGUCUUCUUAUUGCUGUGAGAUUGAUUCAAAUGGGAAUCACCAACAUCAAAAUUGUGGAAAAGGCAGGGGACUUUGGUGGCGUGUGGUAUUGGAACAGAUACCCCGGGGCGGCCUGUGACACCGAAUCGUAUAUUUACAUGCCACUGCUAGAAGAGAUGGGUUAUAUACCAGUCGAAAAGUACGCAAAGUCGCCUGAGCUGCGGAAGCAUGCCCGUGCCAUUGGCACCAAAUUCGGCCUGUACGACAAAGCCCUCUUCCAGACCGAAUUACUUGCACUUGACUGGGAUGAGGAAAGUAAGCGUUGGGCGGGAACAACAAACCGUAACGACAACAUCAGGGCCAAAUUCGUGGCAACGGCAAGCGGCCCACUGCACAAUGCAAAGGUUCCAAGGAUUCCUGGCUUAGAGACGUUCAAAGGACAUUCCUUCCAUACCAAUCGCUGGGACUACGCUUAUACCGGAGGGGAUACCCUGGGAAACUUAGACAAGAUAUCAGAUAAGCGUAUCGGUAUCAUUGGGACAGGAGCAACAUCAGUUCAAGCGAUCCCGCAUCUCGCAGCAGGUGCCAAACAUCUCUACGUGUUCCAGCGCACUCCAUCCUCUGUUGACGUUCGAAACAACCAACCUACUGACCCGAAAUGGGUUGACAGCUUAACGCCUGGAUGGCAAAAGCGGAGGAUGGAGAACUUCAACACUAUUGUCACUGGUGGCCACGCCGACGAAGACCUGGUUGGGGACAACUGGACCGACAUUAUUCGUAAACUGUCGGUUUUGGGUGGGAAAAAUCAAUCAACAGCUUCAGCAGACAAUGCGGCGGCCCGACAGCUCGCUGAUUUUCAAAAGAUGGACGAAAUUCGUGCUCGGAUAGACAACACAGUUCUCGAUCCAGCGACUGCUGAGAAGCUGAAGCCAUGGUACAAUCAGUUCUGCAAGCGACCCUGCUUUCACGACACUUAUCUUCCUGCAUUUAAUAACCCUAAUGUUACUUUGGUAGACACCGAUGGUCAAGGUGUCGAGAAAAUCACCGAAGAGGGCAUUGUUGCUGGUGGAAAAACCUACGAGCUUGACUGUAUUAUUUACGCCACCGGGUUUGAAUUUGUCGUCAACCAUACAAACAAGUCUUCACUUACUAUUCGAGGUCGUGAAGGACUUGAACUUUCAGAGAAGUGGAAAUCUGGUGCAUCUACACUCCAUGGCCUUCAUAGCAGGGGGUUCCCUAACCUUUUUAUCGUCAGCCUUAUGCAAUCGGGCCUUACCCCUAAUCUAACCCAUAUGCUUGACGAGCAGGCCAUCCAUAUUGCCUACAUCGCUUCGUACUGUGUGGAGAAUGGCAUCGAAGCCGUGGAAGCCACAGCAGAGGCCGAAAACAAAUGGGUUCAGACUGUUGUUGAGCUUGCGAGACUUCAACAAGAAUUCACGAAACAAUGCACACCCGGCUACUACAACAAUGAAGGGAAGGUAUCUGACGUGGUGCUUCGAAAUUCCUGGUACGGACUCGGAUCCCCCGCCUUCAUUGAACUCCUACGGAAGUGGCGAAAGGAAGGGAAACUCGAUGGCCUCGCAUACGAGACAGCACACUGA
This is a messenger RNA of Pseudogymnoascus verrucosus, 2049 nucleotides long. RefSeq lists its product as uncharacterized. The transcript has 2 exons. The coding region runs from base 1 to 2049 and encodes 682 amino acids. NCBI's taxonomy places the organism in Eukaryota, Fungi, Ascomycota, Leotiomycetes, Thelebolales, Thelebolaceae. The record is from RefSeq and is a predicted model, not a curated record.